AUGGGAGCAUGUCUGUCCACCAAAUCCUCAUCCAACGGUGGCAAACAGCGCACAUCCGAAGCAGAAACCACACUCCCCCCUCUCACCGCUUCUCUCUUCUCCACUUCCGCAAAUCCCGCUCUCCCUCCCCCUCUUCCCCCUUCUCUUCCUCCCCCUAAGCCGUCCCCCCAUUCAUCCGCGGAACACAACUCCCAGCACCCCCUUCCGCCCCAGUAUCCCCGACCCGCCCAAAAACUCCCCCCUUCCGCCGAAAACACUCCCCCGUCCGCGCAAGACCGUCCCCUUUCCGCCAAUCCCCCAAGAAGCAAGCCCCCCAGGGCUCCAGGGGGGACGCACCCGCGCAGUCUAUCAGCUGGUGGGGAGGAAGAGGCGGGAGGUGGAGAGGGGGGACGAGGGGUUAGGGGGAGCACGCGCGGGGGGGCUGGGGGGGAUGGGGCGGCGGAGCUGGGGGGAGGCGGAGGAGGGGGGAUUGGAGAACAACAGCAGGGGGACGGGAACGGGCAGAGAAACGGGCAGGUUGCAAAAAAACGCCCGGCGGGUGUCCCGCGGUCAAACUCCUCCCCGGGAAAAUUUCUCGACCUGCCCGACGAGGCCCUAUCGGCGAUUGUGCCUGACUCCCUGCUCCGGUUUUUGUACGAUGACGUGGCAGCAGCGACCAACGGGUUUGCGCCAGCUCAUCUUAUUGGGGAAGGCGGGUUCGGGAAAGUCUACAGGGGAAGCAUCUGGGCGGAAUUGAUUGAGAGAAGAGCGAAUGUGGCAACAGGAGAGAGAGGAGAGAGAGGUGGAGAAGGAGGGGAUAUGGAGCAGGGAGGGAUGGGACAAGGAGCAAUGGUGGCGGUGGCGGUUAAGCAGCUGAGGGAGGAGUCGAAGCAGGGCGCGGAGGAGUUUCUGAGGGAGGUGCUGGUGCUGGGGCGGCUGUCCCACGCGCACCUCGUGCAGCUGUGGGGGUACUGUGUGGACGGCGGGGCGUUUCUGGUUUAUGAGCUCAUGGAGGGGGGAAGUCUGGACUACGCGCUCAUUGACAGUGAUCAACUGCGGUCAAUCGUGUCUAAGACUUUCCAGUCGCCUAAUAAAUCACCCCCCUCUACCCCCCUCAUAUGCCUCCCUCUUCACACGCCCCUCUACACCCCUCCACUGCCUCAGGACUACUCGGCAAAGCUCACGGAUUUCGGCAUGGUGCGGGUGGGUCCGGGCGGUCAACUGCGGUCAAUCGUGUCAACGCGGAUCAUGGGCACCGAGGGCUACAUUGACCCUAGCUACCUCGAGACUGGCCACCUGGGAGCCAAGAGCGACGUCUACUCUUUUGGGGUCAUCCUCUUAGAACUCUUAACCGGGCAGCGCGUGCUUGAAAAGGGCAACCAGCUGGUAACCGCGUGCCGGCAGCAGUUCCAGGACCUAGCGCUGCACUCACGACACUACACAGACCCCAAGCUACACGGAGAGUACCCCGAGGUGGCAGCCAGGCAGCUGGCAACGCUGGCCAAGCACUGCGUGGCGGAGCAGAGACAGGACCGGCCCGAUAUGAGCACAGUGCUGCAGCAGCUGAAGGAGAUCAGAGAUAUUUCUGCGAGAGCAAACGCUCGAGUGGGCAGGGGAGGCACUUUGUAG
Closterium sp. Yama58-4 is the source of this 1608-nucleotide messenger RNA. Lineage: Eukaryota; Viridiplantae; Streptophyta; Zygnematophyceae; Desmidiales; Closteriaceae. The record is from the annotation of a GenBank genome assembly.